AUGUGGAAGAAAUUCAGGUCCAAUGAAGACGCCGUCGACAAUAUGUUCACAGCAUGCCCUCCCUUCCCGGAGCAACCAUGGAUCUACAUCACUGACCCAAUAGGCAACAAUGGCUAUGCAAACAAUCUCCAGGACAUGAUUGAGGCCUCUCAGUUCCAUUAUGGCGGCAUGUCUGACGAUCUCUUCGCAACCAGCGAUGUCUCUUCCAUGGACACACUCCUCCACAACCUCGACAAGUCCAAAACCGCACGCCAUAUCAGCAAGAAAGCGUUCUUGAUCGUCGACAAGUUGAACCGCCUAGACUGUGAGAAUAGCGACAAGAUUGAGGCGGCACACAAGAUCCGCGAGCACGCAGCGAAGUCCGGGCGUACCUUUGCCAGCGUAAAUUUGUACGUCCAAGAGGGCACCAAGGAGCGCGAGAUGAAGAAAUGGGGACCGAAUCAUCUGGAGUUGUGCGUGACAGACUUGAUACCCAAGCAGGUCGCCGAGCUGGUGUACAAGUGGUUGUUCACGGCCAUCCCACCCACCGAGCACAUCUAUUUCCUCACGCAGGCCAAGCUCCAAGUCACAGACCAUAAAAACUACCCGGAAUACCAGUACUGUCAGCUCGGCGACAUCAAGAAGCAGCCCAAGGACGCAAAGAUCCAGUUCGGCGUCGUCAUCACCUCCAAGCCGGUCUUGGUCCCGGGCACGCAGCGCCUGCAUUGGACAGUGGCGGACAAGUCUGGCACGGGCAAUUUCUACUUCCAAUACCGCGGCCCGACCUCGCAGUACACGUGGGACUGGGUCCAGUCCCUCCAAGCAGGGGACAUCAAGUCCCUGCCGCGCAUGCCGUCCGUGCAGAUCCGCGAAAGCCGCACCGUGUGCGUGGCGAAACUCCCGCUCCGCACCGCGUCCUUUGCAGUCUCCUCCGUCGGACUGGCCAUCAAGGGCGUCGGGUCGGGACUUGUUAAGGCGGGCGACGUCUUGAGUAUGGGUAAGUCGUCUGAAUUCGUUCCGCACGGCGACGUGGGCAAGAACGGUAAGAAGGUCGAUUGGGCCAAGAAAUUCGAAAAGGAAGGCAAGGACAGGAGCGAGAAGGUCGAGAAGGCGAAAAAGACGGUGACGGAGAAAAUUGCUGCCAAGCUGGCGACGGCGCGGAAGCGGAAGAACUGGGCGGCAGACAGUGAGUACGACAGUGAUGAGAAUACGUUGUGUGGGGGCGAGAAGCAGGUGAUGGCCACGGAGAAGGAGUUCUGCUAA
Cladophialophora yegresii CBS 114405 is the source of this 1242-nucleotide messenger RNA. RefSeq lists its product as uncharacterized. The transcript is spliced from 3 exons. Bases 1 to 1242 code for a protein of 413 amino acids. The record is from RefSeq and is a predicted model, not a curated record. Lineage: Eukaryota; Fungi; Ascomycota; Eurotiomycetes; Chaetothyriales; Herpotrichiellaceae.